This is a messenger RNA of Hypomesus transpacificus, 1613 nucleotides long. RefSeq names its product hypoxanthine phosphoribosyltransferase 1, like (gene hprt1l). The record is from RefSeq and is a predicted model, not a curated record. The transcript is spliced from 9 exons. Lineage: Eukaryota; Metazoa; Chordata; Actinopteri; Osmeriformes; Osmeridae. Gene Ontology annotation, molecular function: magnesium ion binding; hypoxanthine phosphoribosyltransferase activity. Bases 526 to 1173 code for a protein of 215 amino acids. Gene Ontology annotation, biological process: hypoxanthine metabolic process; GMP salvage; guanine salvage.
UUUUGCUAUGACGCACGGUAUAUUUGAAAAUGAAAGCGCAGGAUGAGGUUCCACCAAGUGCAAGUGGCAGAUGACUCCGACAGCCCCGCCUAUUACAAUCUCUUGGAAAGGAACGCACGAGCAUUUUGACGCGAUGCAGAUAACCAUCCCGGGCAUACAGAUAAAACAGCUACAGACUUAAAUACUUUUAUGACGAAAAAUUCCAGCGUAGCUUUAUUAUCAUUGUUGUUGGCUUCGGAAAGCAAAUUAGGAAAUAUUGUAGCAGAUAUUAGUAUAUUAGAAUGUGCUGAGACAGUUUGUCUGAAAAUCAGGUUGCGUCGGGUAUAUCAGAUUAUUGGGAGGGUAAAAUGGAUUGUGACGUAAAGGUUUAAACCCGUUGAUGGUGCAUAGCAUGUACCGCCCACGGUAAAGUAUAGUAGACAGGAAAUCGCUGGAAGCAGAGACGGCGGACUCCAUCAAACGUUUCCCUGGACAUGAGCAUGUGUCCUCCACUGUCAUUGUGAGUAGAAAGCGGCAAUCAAGAUCAUGGCUUCUUAUCUUCAGAUUGCAGACGAUGAGAAGGGUCACGAGUUAGACCUGUUCUGUGUCCCUAAACAUUAUGAGGAGGAUUUAGACAGGGUCAUCAUUCCGCAUGGAUUGAUUAUGGAUAGGACUGAGCGUCUGGCCCGUGACAUCAUCAGGGACAUGGGGGGUCACCACAUCGUGGCUCUCUGUGUUCUUAAGGGUGGUUACAAGUUCUUUGCCGACCUGCUGGACUACAUCAAGUCUCUGAACCAGAACAGCAACACCUCCCUCCCCCUGACAGUGGACUUCAUCAGGCUGAAGAGUUACUGUAAUGAUCAGUCGACUAACAGUGUCAAAGUCAUCGGAGGGGACGAGCUGUCCUCUCUGACAGGCAAGAAUGUUUUGAUAGUUGAGGACAUUGUGGAGACUGGGAGGACGAUGCAGACUCUGCUUGCACUGCUAGCUCAAUACAAUCCAAAGAUGGUUAAAGUAGUUAGCCUUCUUGUGAAGAGAACACCAAAGAGCUCAGGGUACAGACCUGACUACAUCGGCUUUGAGGUCCCUGAUGCCUUCCUGGUGGGCUACGCUUUGGAUUACAACGAGUACUUUAGAGAUCUCAGUCACAUCUGUGUUCUGAACGAGCAGGCCAAGGAGAAAUACCGUGUGUGAUGGUGGGAGACCAGCACUCUGUCACUGUUUCCUGGGGCUGAAUCAUAUUGACAUCUUUACAUUCAUAUUUACAUGAGAAGCCUCCAAAAUAAGAACACAUGGAAUGUUUGUUCACUUUGUAAAAUCCAAAAUUCUGUAAAUUGAAGUUUAAAUUAUGCCUGUGAGAUUGUCUGAUUUGUGUUAUUGAUAUAUAUUUAUUGUUUUUGCUACUUCUAAUAUUCAAUAUUCCACAGGUUUUCUGUUCUGUAUGUUUAAGGUUUUCUCAGAUAAGUGCCAGUACAAUAUAUGUAUGUACUGUGUUGGAACUAAGCUAUGCUGUUUCCCUCCUUGUUCUGUAUGCCAUGCAAUGACUGAGUUGGAAUGUACUGUAAAAUAUUUAUUUAAUAUUUAAAGCUUAGAAGUUAAAGAUGUUUUCUCGAAUUAGAAAUUUACAGCAAUAA